AAUGACGACGGAAGUGUGGGCGGAUUAAAUGAUGGUGAAAGUGUGAAUGAACGUUCCUCUUUGACACGCGUAACACCUGCAGUGACGCCACUUCCACAUGAAACAGAGCUGUCUCGUCCUCGUCGUCACACUAAAGCGAAGGCUCUUCCGAAACCUAUCUCUAUAGGAAAACGUCAGCCUAAUAAACCAAAAUCAGCCACUUUAACUGAAGGAGAAUUUCGUGACUCAAAUGAUCUCGAGCCAGGAUUGACUGCUGACCGUAAACUUAAUAAAUUCUUCAGCUUCAUUUGA
Messenger RNA from Strongylus vulgaris, 291 nucleotides. Lineage: Eukaryota; Metazoa; Nematoda; Chromadorea; Rhabditida; Strongylidae. The record is from the annotation of a GenBank genome assembly.